CUUUCACUUAACCAACCACACGGGCGCCGCAUCAAAACGCGCAUUUGCCACUGCAUUUAACUGUAAAUGCACACAGCAUCUAACGGCUAUCAGCGAAAUCCUUGCAAGUGAAUCGUCAGUUAAGCAUUCGAAAUGAAAGUGUUUAUACUUAUUGCGCUGUUUGCCCUUUCGUGCCAUGCGCAGCAAUACAACCAGCGUCAGCAGCAGCAGCAGCAGCAUCAUGCCCACCUGAAUGCUAACAAUAUACCGCACGAUGAGAAGGCGGACCACCGGCAUGAGGAUCAACGCGAGACCAGCACCUGGAUACCCAUACUGAAGUACAACAAGGAGCAGAGCGAGGAUGGCAGCUACAAGACCGAAUACGAGACCGGCAACAGCAUCAUACACGAGGAGACGGGCUUCCUCAAGGACUUCGACACCAAUCCCAAUGGCGUCCUGGUGCAGCACGGCCAAUACUCCUACCAAUCGCCAGACGGCACCCACGUCAACGUUCAGUACACGGCCGAUGAGAAUGGCUUCCGUGCCACAGGUGAUCAUAUACCCACUCCGCCGGCCAUACCCGAGGAGAUACAGAAGGGUCUGGAUCAGAUCUAUGCGGGCAUUAAGCUGCAGCAGGAGCGCCUAGAGCAGCGUGCCAAGAGCGAUCCAGGCUUUGCCAAGAAGCUGGAGGAGCGACGCUUGGCCAACCAGAAUGGCCAGUACAUUGGCCUGCUGGAGAAUCAGUAGAGAGUCAGCGCUCGCACAACGUAAACCAAAAGCUCUCAACCAGAUAACGUGCUGCAUUUUUUCGAAACUUUUCAAAAUUUUUACAACUUUACAACUUGCCUCCUUCACUGACCAUAACCAAGCGAGAGACUGUGAUUUCUGCUAUAAAUUCUACAA
Molecule: messenger RNA, 882 nt
Organism: Drosophila navojoa
Lineage: Eukaryota; Metazoa; Arthropoda; Insecta; Diptera; Drosophilidae
Gene: Cpr49Ah
Product: cuticular protein 49Ah
Cellular component (GO): chitin-based extracellular matrix
Molecular function (GO): structural constituent of chitin-based larval cuticle
Source: RefSeq, a predicted model, not a curated record